Callorhinus ursinus (northern fur seal) is the source of this 792-nucleotide messenger RNA. It is a transcript of the gene HOXC4, whose product is annotated as homeobox C4. Gene Ontology annotation, biological process: positive regulation of transcription by RNA polymerase II; embryonic skeletal system morphogenesis; anterior/posterior pattern specification. NCBI's taxonomy places the organism in Eukaryota, Metazoa, Chordata, Mammalia, Carnivora, Otariidae. Gene Ontology annotation, molecular function: RNA polymerase II cis-regulatory region sequence-specific DNA binding; DNA-binding transcription factor activity, RNA polymerase II-specific. Gene Ontology annotation, cellular component: nucleoplasm; nucleus. The record is from RefSeq and is a predicted model, not a curated record.
AUGAUCAUGAGCUCGUAUUUGAUGGACUCUAACUACAUCGAUCCGAAAUUUCCUCCAUGCGAAGAAUAUUCGCAAAAUAGCUACAUCCCUGAACACAGUCCGGAAUAUUACGGCCGGACCAGGGAAUCGGGAUUCCAGCAUCACCACCAGGAGCUGUACCCACCACCGCCUCCGCGCCCUAGCUACCCCGAGCGCCAGUAUAGCUGCACCAGUCUCCAGGGGCCGGGCAAUUCGCGAGGCCACGGGCCGGCCCAGGCGGGCCACCACCACCCUGAGAAAUCACAGCCGCUCUGCGAGCCGGCGCCUCUCUCAGGCGCCUCCGCCUCCCCGUCCCCAGCCCCGCCAGCCUGCAGCCAGCCAGCCCCUGACCAUCCCUCCAGCGCCGCCAGCAAGCAACCCAUAGUCUACCCAUGGAUGAAAAAAAUCCACGUUAGCACGGUGAACCCCAAUUAUAACGGAGGGGAACCCAAGCGCUCGAGGACAGCCUACACCCGGCAGCAAGUCCUGGAAUUAGAGAAAGAGUUUCAUUACAAUCGCUACCUGACCCGAAGGAGAAGGAUCGAGAUCGCCCACUCGCUGUGCCUCUCUGAGAGGCAGAUCAAAAUCUGGUUCCAAAACCGUCGCAUGAAAUGGAAGAAGGACCACCGACUCCCCAACACCAAAGUCAGGUCAGCGCCCCCGGCCGGCGCUGCGCCCAGCACCCUCUCGGCAGCCACCCCGGGCACUUCUGAAGACCACUCCCAGAGCGCCACGCCGCCAGAGCAACGGGCAGAGGACAUUACCAGGUUAUAA